CCCGGGAGGGAGGUGGGCCUCAAGCGGGCGGAGCCAGGCAGCCAGGAGCGCUCCCUCAAAGAGGGGGAAGGCAGAAGCCACAAGACUUCAGGAGGCUCAGCGAUUGCCCCACUCUCGUUCCACCUGCCCCGCUGCCGGAGACCACCCAUCCGAGACCCUCUCCAGGAGACAUGAGGAGCCCCUGUGGAGCUGCCCAGGGCCUCAUCAGGAGCAGGUGGAGAUUCUGGCACUCGGGGAUACGCAAAGUGCUUGUCACUUUGCAGGCUGCGUGGGAGGCCUUCUCCCAGCCUGUCCCAGCCAGCUGUGGCCAGCUGCUCACCCAGCUCCUCCUCUGUGGACCGCUGGCUGUGGCUGCCACAGGGCUGGUUCAUCGUUGGCUGGUCUCCUCUCAGCUUUACCCUCUGGGACCCUCAGCUGCGGUGACUACUGUCUGCGGCCUCCUGGUCUUCCUCAGCCUGGGCCUGAUGCCCCCAGUCCGCUGCCUGUUUGCGCUUAGUGUGCCCACACUGGGCACAGAACAGGGCCGCCGGCUUCUCCUGUCCUACAGUGCUACCACCCUGGCCAUGGCCGUGGUGCCGAAUGUGCUGGCCAAUGUGGGCGCAAUGGGGCGGGUGCUGAGGUGUGUCACCGAGGGCUCCCUGGAGAGUCUGCUCAAUACCACGCACCAGCUGCAUGCAGCGUCCAGGACUCUGGGCCCCACAGGCCAGGCCAGCAGCCGGGGACUGACGAUGGAGGUCCAGGGCAAUGGCUCUGCCAUCCGCCUUCAUAUGCUCGGGGCCACUCAGCAGGUCCUGGAGGACUUUUCUGGCCUGGAAUCCUUGGCCCGGGCAGCAGCUCUGGGGAUCCAGUGGUUGGCCACGGGCCUGUUUAUUCUAGGCCUCUUGCUGGAGUCGGCCUGGUACCUCCAUCGCUACCUGACGGACCUGCAGUUUGACAAUAUCUAUGCCACUCGGCAGCUGGCUCAGCAGCUGGCACAAGCCAGAGCCACACAUCUGCUGGCCCGCCCGCCCUCCUGGCUGCUGCAGACAGCCCAGCCCAAGCUGUCCCAGGAGGAGCUGCUGAGCUGUGUGCUGAGGCUGGGGCUGCUGGGGCUGCUUGUGGUGGCCACAGCCGUGACGGUGGCCACAGACCACGUGGCAUUUCUCCUGGCACAGGCGGCUGUGGGUUGGGCCCAGAAGUUGCCCAUUGUGCCCGUCACGCUUACAGUCAACUAUGAUGCAGCAUACACCGUCCUGGGCUUCCUCCCCUUCCUCUUCAACCGGCCUGUGCCCCAGAGCCCCUGGGUCUCUACACGCGGAUCCUACCAGUGGGAGCUGCGCCUCACCUCCCGCCGCUGCCCGCUGCUGCCCGCCCAGCACCCCCGCGCCGCAGGCCCGCUGGCAGCCUGUGCCCUGCAGCUCCUGGCGGGGGGCACGGUGCUGCUGCGCGCCUACGCCCGGCGCCUGCGGCACAGCAUCGCUGCCUCCUUCUUCCCAGCUCAGGAGGCCCGACGGGCCCAACGCCUGCACGCUCGGCUCCAGCGAAGGUACAGCCGGCUGCUGCCCCUGGGGGCUCCUUCCUGUCCCCAGACUCCCCCUCCUAGAAGAACUUGGAGUGGUGGGGCAGGGCCCAGAGUCUGGCACCGAUCUGAGUGGUAACGCUGGCCUUUCUGCCGCCAUGGACGACCUCUCUCAACCUCAGACUCCACAUCUGCCAAUACCUGGGGCCCAAGCCCAGUGCUGAUGGCACGGGCCUGCAAUCUUAGCUCCUCAAGAUCCUGGGAUCUGAGGAUCGUGAUUUGUUGUACAAAUAAUACUGGAAUCCUUCUUUAAAAAAAAAAUCAGAGCACGACAGAUAAUAAUAGCUUGUGCUGGUUGAAUGCUGGUUGUGUCUCACCACAGGCCCAGGAGCAAUGGCGUCCGCUGAUGCAUUGUUUCCAUCUUUAAACAAUUUCAGCCAUUUACACAUGGUAAUGAAAACUGACUAACAGUGGGGUGAGGGGGGAGGAAGGGAGUGACUGACCCUUUCCGUGGUCACUGAGUAAAUCUAACCACAGCAUAAUGUUUACCUUCCUCAAACCUCACCCCCUGCAUCCCUCUACUAAGCAGGGAAGGGGGGGGGAGGGUCCUGUCCCUCCCAGCACAGCCUGUAGGCGUGUGUGGAAGCUCAGUUGCACAGCUGUGUCUGAGGCUGCCUAUUUCCCUGCAUCCCCGUUGGCUUGGUCAACGGCCAAUCCUACUCAUGAUUCACCUGCUCCAGGACGACCUCCUUGACCUGCACACGGUACAAUGGAAAACACACGCACUUGGGAAUCCCCUGGGUUAAGCUGAAAGUCCCAGCCCUCAACGCAGUCGCUUUCUAGGUAACUCCAAUUUUUGAACUCAACUUCUGA
Messenger RNA from Perognathus longimembris pacificus (Pacific pocket mouse), 2371 nucleotides. It is a transcript of the gene Ocstamp, whose product is annotated as osteoclast stimulatory transmembrane protein. Lineage: Eukaryota; Metazoa; Chordata; Mammalia; Rodentia; Heteromyidae. The record is from RefSeq and is a predicted model, not a curated record. Gene Ontology annotation, cellular component: membrane. Bases 171 to 1637 code for a protein of 488 amino acids. The transcript is spliced from 3 exons.